AUGUCUCAACCUUCAAUCCAACCUUUGCAUCAAAAGCCUGUCCCAACCUUGGCGACAUCCGAUCUCCAUAGAGCAAUGUUCAAGAAGCCUGCAGCUCUCGAAAUGAAGAACAAAUUUGCAUCACCAACUGAUGAUUUACUAUCUCCAUGCUCUCAGAGAUUGAAUGAACACAAGUCUAAACUGUUCAGUGCAAAUGCAAAGCCUACCAAAUUGAAUUUUGCCACUGCUAAACACAGUAGUGACAGCGACAGCGAUGAAGAAUAA
Messenger RNA from Lachancea fermentati, 264 nucleotides. NCBI's taxonomy places the organism in Eukaryota, Fungi, Ascomycota, Saccharomycetes, Saccharomycetales, Saccharomycetaceae. The record is from the annotation of a GenBank genome assembly.